This is a messenger RNA of Caretta caretta (loggerhead turtle), 1042 nucleotides long. It is a transcript of the gene CIMAP3, whose product is annotated as ciliary microtubule associated protein 3. The record is from RefSeq and is a predicted model, not a curated record. Lineage: Eukaryota; Metazoa; Chordata; Testudines; Cheloniidae. Gene Ontology annotation, molecular function: cytoskeletal protein binding. Gene Ontology annotation, biological process: regulation of cell projection organization.
GGCCAGGGGAGAGGAAUGGGUCAGGUCGGAGCAGCCGCCCGCCACCUCCAGCCUCACUGCGAGCAGGAGACCAGCGCAGCGAGCCAGUCCGCGGAAGGACCGCCACAAAACAGCCUUGCCCGGGCUCAGAGCCCGCCCCCGCGGUGCCCCGCCGGGGCUGCUGUUGUCUUUUGGCUCCGCCGGCAAAUCGCUGCUCUGUGCGCGGUGCAGAAGCGAAACUCGUUUGGAUCAUGUCAAGCCAGGAAAAUGUUCCCCUUUCACCAUGCCCCAGACAGACUCGGGAACCAGCUGGUCCCCAUCCCUGGGGACCCCUGUCGUGGGCCCGGGAGUUACCACACUGAAGAGAGGAGUAGCAUGAUAUAUGCCUUGACUCAUAAACCAGAGAGCCUCAAAGGUUAUGUACUGGGAGCAAGAACAUCCCUACGUUUCCCACCAGACUGCAAGACCGUCACCCCUGGUCCUGGAACACACCAAUCAGCAUGGGUCAAAGACCGGAAGUUCCAGCCUGCCUACGCCCCAUUUUCUGUCAAGUCAUCACGAUUUCCGCAGAAGGCUCUGGAUAGAGAGUUUUUCCCUGGACCUGGAACUUAUGAAGCAGACAAGCUGCCACACAAGAAAAUCACCUGGCCAAUGAAGUUUGGGUCUCCAGAUUGGUCUUUAGUACCAGUGCUAGAGAGGAGGACUCUAAGAACAGAGCUGAUUACAGAUAAAGAAUUCAGGAAACAUCGGAAUCGAUUGGCCUACUUGAGCUUAUACUACAGCUGAAUAGUUCUACCCAUCAGAGCGUAUCUUUUCCUUUCCAAUUCUGUUUUUAGCUGCACCAAGAAUCGGGGUGUAAAACUAGUUCUCCUAUGCUACUCGGACUCCAAAAUCAGGCUGCUUCAUAGAGAACUGACCAGUGUUUCCAUUAGGGCUUAAUUGGUGUCAUUUCACUUUUUUUUUUAAAAAAACACGUCAGGUUUGGAACAUGCUCCAGUGUCAAAGUGUAUGUGGCCAGUGUGUGUGGGGGCGAAGUUUAAUAAAAGUCUGACUUUUGGUGCUA